Molecule: messenger RNA, 2398 nt
Organism: Trematomus bernacchii (emerald rockcod)
Lineage: Eukaryota; Metazoa; Chordata; Actinopteri; Perciformes; Nototheniidae
Gene: depdc7a
Product: DEP domain containing 7, paralog a
Exons: 9
Coding region: 50-1639 (529 amino acids)
Biological process (GO): intracellular signal transduction
Source: RefSeq, a predicted model, not a curated record
UGAAAACCGAGGACAUGGACUGUUUCUACCGUGACUAGAGGAAGUUUUCAUGAACCGAUCAACAGCAACAAGCAUGGCUGGGAAUCCUUUCCGGGCCACCUUUAUCUGGAGCAGCAUCAUCUCCAAUCUCAACUCUCGGGUGGAGGUCAAGCGCCGGCGGCACAACCUCAAGUCCUACCCUGACUGCUUCCUGGGCUCAGAGGCCGUGGACGUGGUGCUGGCACACAUCACGCUGAGCCGUUUCUUCGGUGAUGAGGAGGUGCCGCGCUACAAGGCCGUCCGUCUCUGUCAGGCCCUCAUGGACUCCAGGGCGUUUGAGCCUGUGGGCAUUAAAGUAUUUGGGAAGGAAAAGAAGACAGCCACAUUUGAGGACAGUAGCUGCAGUUUGUACAGGUUCCUGAGCCCGGCAAACGUCUCUCCAUCGUCUCUGACCAACACCAACUCUUACUCCACCAGCACCAUCGAGAGCGGGUAUGACUCACCGGGCAUGAACAGGAACAAGAACAGUCCAUCGCGUGAACGACUAGAGGUGCAGAGCUACUCCACCCACUCGCCUGUAAAAUCAGACAAAUCACUGGAGGACGUGCUGGAAAACCUCAACCUCAGCUCCACCAUCACCCCUCAGAUGAUCAACCUCGGCCUCUCACAAGAGCUUGUUGAUGAGGUGUGGCAGCAGCAGGCGGUGUUCAGGCUGCUGCAGCUAAUAGAGCUCCCUCUGUUGGAGAAGCUGUUGGAUGGUAAAGAAGCAUCGAGGCCUCCCCUGCACAGCAUGGACAGCGACCCCGACCUGUUGUACACAUCCAGCUACCUCGACCGAGAAGUUCUCAAGGCCUUCAGUGAAGCACAGGAUGAUGAGUGGCUGUCCGGAGCGGUGGACUGUCUGGAGUUCCUUCCCGAUGAUCUGGUGGUGGAGGUCAGUCGAGGUUUGGCCGGGUGUGCCGAUGACCUGCUGCGGUGUAAGAGUCUGCUCUACGAGGUCUUGGUUCAGCAUUACAGAAACACGCAGCAGCCUCCUCUGCUCAGCAACCACGUGUUCGACAUCCACUCCGGCAUCUCGGAGCUACUCGUGAAUGGCAAGCAGGAGCAGGCUCUGGAGGCUCUGCAGCUGAGCCUGAAGCUGCAGGACUCUCGCAGCAGGGAGGAGCUGCGCCGGCUCCUGAGAUUCAUGGCUGUCGCAGCCAAAUCCCAGGAGGUCAAACUGCACAAAGAGAUUGAGAACAGAAUGGCGGUGAAAAGGUCUUUCUCGAGUGCCAUCGUCUACAGCAGAAGACUCUCCAAAGGAAAGGUGGCCUUGAUGGUUCUGUUCAUGAUGGAUAAGCACUGCGAUCUGUUCAAGAUUCCUGUUUCAUUACACAAAAUGGUCAGUGACAGAAUAAUAAAUAUUGUAAAAGGCAAGGAUCCAGAAGUGACAACAGGAUCGUCACACUGCACAAGAGUGAGCGCUAUGGCCUACUCGGAAAAUGCACAAAAAACCACUAAAGAGGAACUUUGGUCCUUACUCCGCACUGUCCACGAGAACCCACAACUCUCCAGUAAAGAAAAGAGACGGCUGCUUGGACAGUUUUACAAAGGCCACCCUGAGCUUUUUGUUCAGUACUUUGGAAAUAGAUUGUCCAGUGUCAACAUGUUGCUAAAGUGAUAUUUGUCAGUUUAACAAUUUAUGUAUAAUUAUGUAAAAAAUACGUACAUGAAAGAAGCUAAUGUGAUUUAAAUGACAUGCAGAUGUGCAGUUAGUAAGUGGAUUAUAUUUGCUAAUAUGUAAAUAGUUUAGACUACUGAAAAAAAUGUGAAUUUUCAAAUGUGGAGACUCGCAAUAAGCUACGACAAUUAAGGACAUAUUUCAUUUCUUAGAUAUUUUCUUUGGUGCAGGACACUAACAUGAAAUGUCCUUGUCAGUUAUUUAUGUGUCUGCAGUGUGUCUUGAUGGCAUUCAGGCUGCAUAUAUCCCUUUUAAAUGGAUGUAUUCUGUGUGUUAUAGUGCAAUAGGAACAGUCUUAGCAUACAGAUGUUCUGUUCAUGUGGUUUCUCAUACACAAUGUGAUGCACAGUAGAGUUAUGUCUCAAACGGAAAUUUGAACCUGGAAAUUUGAAAGUCUGAUGUUAUUCUAUAGCAAAAAGUCAGAGGCAUUUAUGUGAAUCAGCCCUCUGGGUUUAUGUGUUGCAACUCUCAGAAAAACAGAUGUUUGUAUUUUUUAUUUUUUUAUUUAAACCUUAUCCACGUUUUAGUGGUAUCUUUAGGGUUCUGUUUUGACAAAGGUUUAUGUAUUCCUUAUAAUAAGAUGAGGAAAUGACUUCCACAUUUCCAAGUGACGAACUCAUCCCCAGACUAAGUUUUAAACCACUCACAUCUUGUUUGUAUUUUGGAAAAUCUUAAUAAAAUGCAUCUAGAAUUGUCAAA